CCGACCUUCUAUAAAUGGAAAAUCGCUAACAUACCUAGCUAGUUCAUGUGCAUGGGUAAUAUACUAUCUAAAGAAGUACUAUGUACUAUACUAUGUAAUGUACCAUUAAUAGAGCAUCUGGUCGUGAUACUCUCAUCGAAAUAGGUAUACUUAGUAGCUAUUCAGCUCAUCAAAGGUUUCUUACCUACGAAUAUGUAUGUAAGAUUGUAAGAUAAGGGACGUAAUGGAAAGUAUGGCGAGAGAAAUGUUACCGCCGAGUGGCCUGGAAGUCCGGAAGGCAGAGAUAUUGGAUAUAAGCGACAGCGAGCUUAAUGCCGAUAAACUUAACGACCGAAACGAAUUGACCUUGAUCAUCGUCCGUGCGAUCUCAACCGUGCUCGGCGUGAGUGUGGAUGAGAUCCACUCCACCGCAGAUACCACAACAUUUAUUAAACUUGGAGGUAACUCGCUAUCCGCCAUUCUCAUCUGUGCAGAAUGCCAAAGAAAAGGAAUUUUAAUACCAGCUGGUGUGUUCUUGCGGAUAUCAACCGUGAAUGAGGUCAUAACGACAGCUGCAGGCUUGGCUGAGCGUAUACCAACGCCUAUUCCGACUAUCAUAGUAACGGAAGAUACCAGCGACAAUACCGAAGGUGAUAUCAGCAGCGAUGACGCUUCAUCUAUACAUACCACGAUCACGACACCGGACCCAGAAACUGAAGACUCAUCCCAGCUAAGACAUGGAAAGAAUAUCGUCACGGUGGAAAGUCUCCUAAGCAAAAUUGACCCGGACGAAUGGACGGAGCCGCAGUUACUCCUACUUCGCGAAACCUCCCAGAAUCAGAAGUUGAACAUAUUGACCAUACACGAAUCUUACGCGGGUGACUGGGAUGCCCAAGUCCUUUGGGACGCGUGGGCGAGUACGAUUCUAGCGGAGCCGAUAUUUAAGGACCUUCUUCGUGACUUAGACGUCUUACCACAGCAAUUUUUGCUCAGGAAGAUCGUCCAAGUUGAGAGCGAAGAUGGUUUUCGGAGAGAAAUUCGGAGUGCGGUUAACGCAGUAGGUCCCAUAACUAAACUUACAGUCGUACAAUUCUCUACAUCAUCGGAAUCAAACAGUACAUCGAAAACUACUACCGUUAUCUGGCGUGUACACCAUGCGUUUAUGGACGGGUAUUCUGCUCGUAUCCUGCGCGAUAAAAUCGCACGUACCUUGCGAGGAGGGGAAUUCGGCAUCACUGCGGGCCCGUCAUUUAAGGAGACGGUACGAUCGCUGCAAGCCUUGCGAGAAGAAAAAAGCGAGUCUACGAGACGCUUCUGGGAUGGCAAACGGGAGAAAUUCCCUGCUGCAAUUGGAGAGCUGCGCCUAAGUCCUCAGAGAGUGGUGAAGGCUGCGGAAGUAUCUCCACAGAAGUCUCUCACGAUCGAAUUCCCCAGCGAGCAAUUAGCAGCGGCCGUAGCGCGGACGGGAUAUACCGCCACGGUAUUCUUGGCUGCAGCAUGGGCCCUGACUCUUGGAAAGCUCAUGGAUGCUGAUCAGGUCUGCUUUGGAAUGGUAUUUUCGGGGCGCGACUUACCGAUUCCUGGGGCAUUCGACGUCGUCGGGCCCCUGAUUAACAUUUUGCCGCUGUUCCUACAUGUGCCAGAGGAAGACGACGAGAUUUCCGUAGAAGGAUUCCUACGACGUAUUCACGCCGAUAUUCUCGACCUUAACAAUGUUCAGCAUUCGGACAGUACGGAGGGAUUUGAUAGGAAGUUCCAUUCCAUCAUGGCCACGCAAUUCGAAUGCGAUGAGGAGAAAUCACCAAGCCCAAUACCGGUCGAUCGAAAACGUCCUGACAUGCGAUCGGGAAUUCCUCUCAACAUCAUUAUCGAGGAUGAAUGCCGCUUACAGAUGUUUUAUUCGACCGCGCAUUUCGCGGAUGAAGACAUGAAUAAUCUGCGGUCCGUAUUCCAAAACAGUAUGAACUGUCUUCUACAAAAUGAAAAUGAGAAACAAUUAGUGUGGCGCAUGAACGAUGCGCUACUUCCGUAUGAGAUGGAGCAGACAAUCAGAGCAUGGAGUAAUUGCGCCUCUCCCGAGACCUUGGACGAGUCUAAGGGGGACGACCUAGUGACGCUCUUCGAAAACGUCGUAGCGAGACAGCCUAACGAAUUCGCAGUUAUCCACGGGGAAGUCAAAGUGUCCUACGGCAAGCUAGAUCAGGCGUCAGGUGUAAUUGCGCGUAAAUUAAGCUGGAUUGAACCUAACGAAGCCGUCUGCGUGUAUGCCGACCGAUCGGUAAACUGGCUCGUCGCCAUCUUUGGCGUGCUGAAGGCGGGCGGCGUGUACGCUCCCCUAGACCCCUCGGCACCAGUGUCCGUGCGGCGUGCGAAUUUCAUUCGGAGCGGGGCGCGCGCUGUGCUUGUUCCCUCGCGUGCUUCUUCUCAGCAGGUUGUUUCAUCGCGGCAGGAAGAGGAAGAGGAGGAUGCGACCCCCUUUCAAUCUUUGGUAUUGGCUGUUGAUGAACUACUCGCGACAAAUGACACCCAGGCACGCGAUAGCUUCUCGGCAUAUUAUCCAAGGAGGCGCAUUGCCCGCCCGGACGAUCUCGCCUACAUCUGCUUCACUUCAGGCUCGACGGGGCAGCCUAAGGCCGUACAAUGUACUCACAAAGGUCUGGUGGCCUUUCAGAAGGACCGAGCAGUUCGUCUAGGUGCUUCGAAAGGCGUCGUUAUCGCGCAGAUAAUGUCCCCCGUCUUCGACGGUAGCAUACACGAAAUCUUCUCCGCAUUGACCCACGGCGCCACGUUGCGGUUAGCGUCGCCCAACCAUCAGGGAGACCCCUUUUCGCAUUUGCGGGAUAGCGAUGCGGCCAUUCUAACUCCCUCCAUCGCCAAGGCACUUGAUCCAAACCAGUAUCCUCGGCUUAAGCAUGUCUACCUUGUUGGCGAAGCUGUUCCUCAGUCCCUUUGCGAGUCUUGGGCUCGGGACCGCUCGUUGUAUAAUAUGUACGGGCCAACAGAGGCAACUUGCGGCGCGACAAUCAAGCAGCUGUUUCCGAAUCAAGCUGUGUCUCUUGGUCGGCCGAACCCCUCGAGCAGGGUGUACAUCCUUGAUCAUAAUCUUCGCCUCCUUCCGCCCGGCGCGGUAGGCGAGUUGUACAUCGCGGGUAUACAAGUAUCGCGUGGGUAUAUCAAGCUGCCAGAGCAGAACGCAAGUCGCUUCCUGGAAGACUCGGUAAUGCCUGAGACGGGUCAGAAGAUGUACAGAACUGGCGAUUACGCUUAUUGGAACAGCACGACUGGGGAGAUCUGCAUCCUUGGGCGCAAGGAUAGGCAGAUUAAACUAAACGGCUUCAGACUCGACCUUGACGACUUGGAAGCGCGAGUUGUAAAGGCCAUUCCUGGAUGCAGAGGUGCUGCUAUCUUUCGACGCGACGACCACUUAGUAGCGGCAUACCAAACUACAUCGCGUGAUGCAGUCAACGCAAUAGACGUGAAGGCAUACAUCAGCAACGCUUUGCCACCAUAUGCUAUGCCACGGAGGAUCGUCGCAUUUGACGAGUUCCCGCUUACCGCGGCGGGCAAGCUUGAUUAUAAGGCGAUCGAAAAGUUUAUCAACGCAAGUAUUGCAGAUACGAAGAUAGUGCCCCAGCAUCAAAAGAGGGCUAUGAGCGCAACUGAGAAGAAGGUCGCGGAUGUCGUUCGCGACUUGAUGAGGCUUGAUCCGAGCGUUUCUGUCGACCAGGACUCCAAUCUCACGGAACUUGGCUGCCAUUCCAUCUUGCAGCUCCAAUUGGCCAGUCGAAUAUCCUCACUGAUUCAGCGACAAUUUCCUGUACGAAAAGUCAUUGAAAACCUUGUGGUAUCACGUCUGGCAUCUGCCAUUGAUGAUUCGAGCGGAGAAGAGACUCAACUCGAUGCAAAUAUAUCAAGACAGCCGUUGAAUCUUGUUUACGAUAGUAUGAAGACUCUCGGAGACCACGGGGUAUCGCCCAUCGAGCGUGACUGGUUUUUGAAGUAUCAAAAAAACCUCGGGACAUCGUCGUUCAACGUCUCCCAUGUCUCCGAGUUUGAUGCGUUCUUUGACCAGCACCAAGCCUUAGUGUCAGCUUGGAAUACGGUCCUUGCAAGACAUGAGAUCUUGCGCUGCAGGUUUCGAUUAUCUGAAAAUGGGAGUGUGGAGAGGUCCUAUGCAGUUGAGCCUCCUAAAGUUCUAUACACGGAGGAUUUCGACGUCCGCGCCGAGAUCAACAAGGAGUUCUCGCUCGAGACAGAAAACCCAAUCCGAGUAUUAGUGUCGAAAGACCGUAUGUUGGUUUGUGUGAGCCAUAUUAUAUGCGACUAUACCACUUUGGACUGCCUUUUCGAGGAGCUUACUUCCAUGUAUCUUAAUAUUGAUAAAGAAGAAUCGCCGUUAGUCACUCAGAAACGUUAUCAGGAAACGACAUGUUGGAAUCUCGAAGUCGAUCAAGCUACCGUAGAUUUCUGGAAGUCCUACCUGUCCGGCGUCGACUUUACAGGAAUAUCUCCUUACAUGAGAGCGUCUCGGACCUCAUACUACGGCGAAUCGUUCUUAUUUCGACUCUCGAAGAACGCGAUGCCAAGCCUUCAGACCGUCUCGCGAUCAAUGCGCCUAACUCUACACCAGAUCGCACUUGCGGUCGUGUCAUUGGUGCUUCAGAUCGAUAGCCCUACAAAGCAAGACUUGGUACUCGGCAGUCCUUACCUUGGGAGACAAGAAGAUGACAUGCGCACUGUCGGAUUAUUCUUACAACCUAUUCCGAUUCGUAUUCGGAGACAAUCGGACCAACAUGAUGACGACGACUUUAAAGAAGCUCCUUUAACGACUUUCCUCCAGGCUGUGCAACAAUCCUCGCGGUCCGCUCUCGGCCACGCCGUCGAGUGGAGCUCUCUAAUGAAGAUCCUUUCGUCCUCGGACGACGAAAACUUGCGUGCAGCCGCGGCCACCGCGAUUCCUAAUAACCCGCUCUUCGACGCCAUGGUCACGUUCCACGAGCCUAGCACCACCGGGAAGUCUUCGUCGUCUGCUAUUCCGGGGAUCCAACCGCUUGUCAAUUGGGCAAACGGCGCCAAGUUCGGUAUCAUGUUCGAGUUUUCGGCUAUCAGCUCGUCGACAGUGACACUGCGCGUGGAGUACGACACGGCGAAUUUCUCGUCGGAUGAGGUGCGGCUUUUUGUUGCGCGAAUCGAUGCUGGGUUCAGGUAUUUAUGUGAGAAUCCGACAUCUGGUACUCUUGGGGAGUUGGAAGGGAAACUUUCGGGUGUUGGAUUUGAGGGGUUUUCGGACGGAGAUGGAAGCACCUCUACCGGUAUCGAAGUGGUGGAAUUCGGUACCCCUAUCGCGGCUUUGGCAUGAGGAACAGUCGGUGGGUGCUUAGUUGACGAAAAUCUGAUCGCCAUGGCGUUUGGAGUUAAGGCUGUGCUCGCUUUAUGGUAGGGAUGCGAUACCAUUUUCGUAGUUUCCUAUCACAAGUCUUUUUUUUGUCAUGUUAAUCUUUAUCUC
Molecule: messenger RNA, 5485 nt
Organism: Daldinia caldariorum
Lineage: Eukaryota; Fungi; Ascomycota; Sordariomycetes; Xylariales; Hypoxylaceae
Product: acetyl-CoA synthetase-like protein
Exons: 2
Coding region: 224-5338 (1704 amino acids)
Biological process (GO): amino acid activation for nonribosomal peptide biosynthetic process; secondary metabolite biosynthetic process
Cellular component (GO): cytoplasm
Molecular function (GO): catalytic activity; phosphopantetheine binding
Source: RefSeq, a predicted model, not a curated record